CCACUAGAUGGAGGCCAUUUUACAAUGUGUCAGUCCAUGUGCAGUCUAAUAAUCUCCAGCCAUACAGAGGGGAGAACGAGCAACAAACAACAUCAAACAUCCAAACAGGAGAGAGGAGAUGAGAGAGGAAGUCUGUGAGACUCUAAAGACAACGUAAGACCAGAGUGUCUGGCAGUUUGAUUCAGUCACCAAUUAGAUCACUGAUCAUGGGAAUGCUGAGGAUAUUAAUGGCGUUUCUUCUUCACAUGGCUGCCACUCUGGCGGCUCCUGUGCCGUGUGAGGAGAAGGUGAUCCGUUUGGAAGCGGAGAUCCGGCGUCUGAUGAAGGUGAUCAAUGACCAGCAUCGCUACAUCCAGGAGCUCCACAACAGCCAGGUCCAGCAGCUGGAGAACAUACCCAACUCACACCUGGGCCCCGAGAACCUCUAUAGAGACUGCACUGAGGUGUUUGCGGACAGUAAUGUGGCCAGUGGGCUGUAUGUGAUACGUCCAGACGGCUCUCCCACUGCACUGAGCGUCUACUGUGACAUGAACAACGGAGGAGGAUGGACUGUCUUCCAGAGGAGGAAAGACGGCAAAGAGAGCUUUGACCGAGCCUGGGUGGAGUACAAGCAUGGAUUUGGAGACCUCUACUCACCCGAUGGAGAAUUCUGGCUGGGCAAUAAACCUCUACACGAUCUCACUUCACAAGGAAACUAUGACCUGCGGAUUGACAUGGAGGACUUUGAGGGAAAUCAGCGCUAUGCAGAGUACAAGAACUUCAAAGUGGAUGAUGAAAAGGACCAGUACCAGUUACAUAUGGGAAACUACACUGGGAAUGCAGGGGACGCCCUAGCUGACAUCCACGGCCGCCCCUCUGCCGGGAAGAAGUGGACUGGUCCAGGUAGUGGGGUCAAGUUCAGCACUUUUGACCAGCUGAAUGGUGUUGACGUGGAAAACGAUGCCAAGUGUAUUAGACACAGCAAGUCAGGGUGGUGGUUCAGCAGGUGCGAUUCAGGCAACUUGAAUGGUCACUACUACAAAGGGCCGUACCAAGCAAUGGCUGAUGAUGGGGUGGUGUGGUACACAUGGCACGGUUGGUGGUACUCCAUCAAAUCUGUGGUCAUGAUGGUACGAGCCGCUGACCUUGAGCAUCCGCCACCGGUCAGUGCACCGUUGCCGGAACAACUUGACCCCAGCAAAGCGGCAAGCGAAGCCAUUGACAUUUCUCAUGUUCAAUAGGCUAAGAGCAAGUGUGUACUUACUAGAGCUGAAAAUACACUUAAUUUACAUCCAUUGUAAGGUGUGAUAUUGAUGUUAACUGGGUGGAAUCAGUUUUAUCUCACUCACGUCCUGUACUCGCCUUUUUGACUUUUUCAAUAUUGAAAAUUAAACAAUGUUGCUUUGAUCUAAUCUCAUAUUUUAUUUAUUCUAUGUCCAAAAUAAAUCUGAACAUAGUGAAUUGAGACAAAAAGGGAACAUCUGAGGUUUUUCAGGACAGACACCAGACAGACAAAGUGAUUCCGUAAAAGAGAGUCUGGGAGUUUUCUCUGUGGAAAUGAUCACUGGCGGGUUUUCAUGUGACCCAAAAAUAGGACAGAUAUUAACUAGUUCAGUCUUGCUUUGUUUCCGUUUGGGCACAAGGUCAUUUAGAGGCUGUGUGUGUGUGUGUGUGUGUGUGUGUGUGUGUGUGUGUGUGUGUGUGUGUGUGUGUGUGUGUGUGUGUGUGUGUGUGUG
Pseudoliparis swirei is the source of this 1715-nucleotide messenger RNA. Its product is annotated as fibrinogen-like protein 1. Gene Ontology annotation, biological process: regulation of immune response; negative regulation of T cell activation. The transcript has 7 exons. Lineage: Eukaryota; Metazoa; Chordata; Actinopteri; Perciformes; Liparidae. The record is from RefSeq and is a predicted model, not a curated record. Bases 207 to 1220 code for a protein of 337 amino acids.